Lucilia sericata (common green bottle fly) is the source of this 2258-nucleotide messenger RNA. RefSeq names its product adenosine deaminase 2-like. The transcript is spliced from 3 exons. Gene Ontology annotation, molecular function: adenosine deaminase activity. Bases 392 to 2035 code for a protein of 547 amino acids. NCBI's taxonomy places the organism in Eukaryota, Metazoa, Arthropoda, Insecta, Diptera, Calliphoridae. The record is from RefSeq and is a predicted model, not a curated record. Gene Ontology annotation, biological process: inosine biosynthetic process; adenosine catabolic process.
AGAUAAAAUUAAAUAAAGAGAAAGAAAGCAACAAAAAAAGCACACGACAAUCAACAAAAUCACUUUUGAGUACUUGAGAAUCAUAAACUAUAGUUAAAUAAUACUCAGACAUAGAGAUAUUGUAUUUGAGUGAGUACGAGUAUAUUGGGGAAGUACUUACAGAUACAGUUCCAUACAUAAGCAGUGUAUAAAAUUGUGAAUGAAAGUGAUGUAUAGAACGAACAGCAGGCGACAGGCUGUUACGAUUAAAGAUUAAGAAGUAGUUGGCGAAAAGCUAUCGCCAAGAACACAACACAUUUGUUUUUAAAUAAAAUACUAAACAAUUAAGUGAAAAAGUGUAAAUUAAUUAACGGAAAGAAGAAAGUGAAAUAAAUUAAAAGAAAAUUCUAAAAUGCAAGCAUUUAAGUUUUUAAGAACUAUUGCUUUCCUAAUAGUAUUAGCCCUUAGUGAGGCCCGCCGUCUGAGCAUAAGAGCCACUAACUUAGUACAACAACCACCACAUGUUGAACAUCAAGACUCAACUCCACACAGACUUUCACCCGAUGCCUAUAAUUCUCUGCGUGAAAUCUUCUUUCGUUAUGAAGAAUCCAAAACUCUGGGAGCCGAUAUAAUUUUAAAUCAAAAAGAGCUACAAGCCAAUCAAAUUAUAAUGGAAGUCAAGACCAAAGAAUAUGAGGAGGGUUUGAUAACGCCGCAUUUAUUUGCCCCCUCCCAGCAUUUGUUUGCUGUUUUAGAUGAAAUCAAAGAAUCACCUCUCUUCAAGUAUAUUUCCAGCCUGCCCAAGGGAGCUGUACUACAUGCUCAUGAUACCGCUUUAUGCAGUACGGAAUAUAUAAUAAAACUUACUUAUCGAGAAAAUCUAUGGGUAUGCCAGUCGAAUGAGGAUCAAAGACCUGUCAGUUUAUUAUUUGCUAACGCGCAACCUUCAGCAGAUGCGGAAAACAACUGCAGUUGGGAGUUGUUGUCGAAAGUGAGGGAUUCACAAGGAGCCGAUAAGGUUGAUACAUAUUUGCGUGAACAUUUGACUAUGUAUCCAACAAUGAAAUUUGUCGAUAACAAUGAGGCCUGGGAGCGUUUUAUGAGUAUAUUUGGUCUUUUGGGUGGUUUAUUGACAUAUGCCCCCGUCUGGUCGGAUUAUUUCUAUAAUGCUUUAGAAGAGUUUCGUGCGGAUGGUGUACAAUAUUUGGAAUUGCGUACUACGUUGCCAAUUCUUUAUGAUUUACAAGGUACCGAGCACACUGCACUUGAUACGGUAGAUACCUAUAAACACACUUUGGAUAUAUUUAUGAAAGAAUAUCCAGAUUUCAUAGGAGCAAAAUUGAUCUAUGCACCCGUACGUAAUGUAGACAAUAAAACUUUUAUGGAAUAUGUAGACAUAUUGUUGAAAGCGAAGGAAAAAUAUCCCGAUUUAAUAGCCGGUUUCGAUUUGGUGGGUCAAGAAGAAAUGGGUCGACCUCUAAAAGAUUUCAUACCUCAACUAUUAAGCCUGCCCGAUAAUAUUGAUUUCUAUUUUCAUGCUGGUGAAACUAAUUGGUUUGGUUCUACGGUAGAUGAAAAUCUUAUAGAUGCCAUUUUAUUGGGUACAAAACGUAUUGGUCAUGGUUUUGCUUUAGUUAAACAUCCUUUAGUGUUGCAAAUCUUAAAGGAACGCGAUAUAGCUGUAGAGGUUAAUCCCAUAUCUAAUCAGGUUCUACAAUUAGUAUCGGAUUAUCGUAAUCAUCCUUGCUCUUACUUUUUUGCUGAUAACUAUCCAGUGGUUAUAUCCUCAGAUGAUCCUUCUUUCUGGAAGGCUACACCUUUAUCACAUGAUUUUUAUAUAGCUUUCUUGGGCAUAGCUUCAGCACAUUCAGAUUUAAGAUUACUCAAGAAAUUGGCUUUAAACUCUAUUAACUAUAGUUCCAUGAGCGCGGAACAAAAAGUGGUGGCUAUACAGAAAUGGCAAGAACACUGGGAUUCUUAUAUAGAUAGUGUGCUAAAUAAAAAUCCCUCUAAUAGUGCCGACCAAAUAAGAUUGAACACCAAUAAAAUCGAUUGACUAGCACGCCUGCUGUACGCUUUAUUAACUGUCUUCAGUUUUGGUUUCUAUUUUAGUUCGUAAACAUAAUUUAUGGCCGAUUAACCACCUUAACAGUAAACAUUUUUAUGGCGUUUCAGCAGUCUUUUGAUAAGUCCAAACGGAAUUUAUUUUAAAUAAAUUAAUAAAUAUUUACAAUUUGUGUAUGACUUGUAGUUAAUUGAUGGAUUUGAUUGAUUUGGAA